Molecule: messenger RNA, 2730 nt
Organism: Scatophagus argus
Lineage: Eukaryota; Metazoa; Chordata; Actinopteri; Scatophagidae
Gene: tango2
Product: transport and golgi organization 2 homolog (Drosophila)
Exons: 10
Coding region: 418-1248 (276 amino acids)
Biological process (GO): Golgi organization; protein secretion
Cellular component (GO): Golgi apparatus
Source: RefSeq, a predicted model, not a curated record
GCACUGAGAAUAAACCAUUCACACACGCUGUAAAAGCUUAGGAGACGACUGGAUACUCAAAUCGAAGUUACUCAGGGUGAACACUUCCUUUCAGUUGUCAACAACGGGUGUAAAGGGACACAUCUAGCUCACACACCGUUCAACUGUGUUGAAGACAACAGAAUAACAAUUAGCCGAACAAACAUUGUCUGCAGCCUGAUGUGUUGCGCAUAACUAAGUUUAGUGAAAAGAAUGUUGAACACAAUAAACGUUUGUGAUACAGUGGUUAACACUUCCCAUUCUUAACAUGGAUCCGGUUCACAGGGUCACCUGAAGCAUGCUCUGUGGAUGGUCCAUUUGUUUGUCUCACAGCCAAAUACGUCGCAUAUGACAAAGAUUUGAGGGCAUCAUUGUCACCAUCCCGUCUCCAGUUCAUCCAUGUGUAUAAUUUUCUUCAAGUUUGACCCCCGGCCUGCAUCCAAAAAUGCCUACAGGCUAAUUUUGGCUGCAAACAGAGAUGAGUUUUACAACAGGCCAUCCAAAGCUGCAGAUUUCUGGGGGAACAACAAUGAGAUUCUCAGCGGCCUAGACCUGGAAUAUGGUAAGGAAGGAGGAUCAUGGCUGGGAAUCAACAAGCGUGGCAAGUUGGCUGCAAUUACCAACUACAUGGAAGGAUACCCCAACCCUGACGCACAGGGAAGAGGAUUUCUAGUGUCUAACUACCUUAUGGACAAGGAUCAGGACAGCUACUCAUACCUGAAGAAGGUAUCGACAGAAAGCCACCUGUACAAUGGCUUCAACCUCAUCACAGCAGAGUUCAAAGCCAAGCAAGACAUUGUGUGUUACUAUGGAAACAGAGGCAGCCCUGAACCCGUCCAUCUAAAACCAGCAGGAAUCUAUGGCUUGAGUAAUUCAUUGCUGGACACUCCAUGGAAGAAGCUGCUGAAAGGCAAGCAUCACUUCAGCAGCGUUAUCAGCGACCAGUCCCUAUCAUGUGAUGGACUGGUGCAAGAGCUGCUCAAAGUCCUCAAUAAUGAGGAACUGAACAUACCUGAUCCAGUUCAGGAGAGCCAGGGUGAUGGUUUCAGCAAACCCAUGAUCCAGGCUGUGUCAGCGGUGUGUGUUCGCAGCCCUCAUUAUGGCACAAGGACCAAUACAAUUAUCCUGAUUGACGGAGAAGGUAAUGUGACCUUCACAGAGCGCACCAUGCUCGACUGUGACACAAGCAAGUGGAGCACCAAUUCUUUCCAGUUCAAACUGCAGGGGUGAAGACAUGAUGGAGGAAACCAGCUCUGUGCCUUUCUGCAUCGUCCACGCCCCCCUCCCCGUCGUCUGCACUUUUUUUUUUCAGCUAGUCGGCACUAGCUGCCUCUUUAACAUCAGCGAUAUGUAUUUCUUACUCUUGGUUUAAGUUAAAAUGUAUCUUUUGAUUGCCAAAGAACAUUUAGAAUUUUGUAGAGAAAAAUAUUUUAUCUACAUGUCACAAAACAGCAGUAUUGAGCUGCUCCAAAAAGUCUAAUCCAUUAUGAUUUGCUGGCAGCCUUUGAACUGCAAUCAAUACUAUUGUGCACAAGAUUAUUUUGAUGCAGUCCAAUUUAUUCUUGUUGGUGGUAGAUUUUUUUUUUCCUUUAAAUCUAUUAUAUGAAGUAAAUAUACACUUUAUGCACAAUUUCCUGACUGCAAUUUAAGAUAAUGUCCUUUAGCUGCAAGUAAUUUUCCCAUUUCAUACGAUAGGGGCUCAUAGUCACCAGCAAUUUUCUAGAUAAUGUGUUAUUUGACCUAAGAUCACAGUAAUUGUCACAAAUUAGAGAUGCCAACUUCUUUUUCAGUCUCUGAUUGCUGUUACUCUGUUACAGGUUAUUGGUUAUAGAUGCUCCAGCUGUGCACUAACAGUAGCCUUGGCGUUGGUUACAGAUUUUUCAACGUUAAAUGCAAAUAGUGUCAGGCACUCGGUCUCUGACCGCUUCCAUGGUCGAAUGAUUAAUUUUACAGCUGCUUGACAAUAAAAAAAGCAAAUUUACCCAAACAAUCACAUUCGGCUUGCCAUGAAAUGACUGCUGGCAAUCAUACACAAGCACACUGUCAGGAACACAAUUUCGUUCCUAACCACCUGUGUUCAUGCACCUGCCAGAUGAUUUCUGCUCUUCACUCUAUAUCAAAAUGACAACUGGCUCUUCUUCUUACUGGAUGUAUUUUACUGUUUCUUUCCCCACACACACACACACACACACACACCCCCACCUAAUCACACAGUUAAUUCAACAGGCAAAAUAAACACACUAACAUAAAGAAAGCUCAAGUGGUUUAGAAUUCAAACCGAAGAAAGCUUUGUGCAAAUAUUUAACACCUAUUAACAAUGCCUAGUAGCUCUCUUUACAUGCUGGACUAAAUGAGUUUGGAAGAGGCAUUUAUUUCAACAAUCCUGUGUGUAGAGUGAAAUGUUCAUGAGGGAACACUUUACCAGUGGUUCUCUGUUAUUGUCAGUUCUUCUGGCAGCCAUAAAAACAUAAGAACACACUUGACAUGACUUGUGAAUCCGCCCCCCCCACAUGUACUUUAGUCCACUAUAAUCUUUUGAAGUGUCCAUAGAGCAAUGUGGUUGCCCCAUGCACUGUACAGCAGACUUGAUUGUACUUAUUCUCUACAUUAGUCUGAUAGACCUUUUUCUCAGGUGAUACUUCGCCAUGACACAGUAGUGGAUGUACAGGUACAAAUAAUAAAAUGAAUGAAUGAAUGAAAUUCAUUUCACUU